Molecule: messenger RNA, 915 nt
Organism: Pyrus x bretschneideri (Chinese white pear)
Lineage: Eukaryota; Viridiplantae; Streptophyta; Magnoliopsida; Rosales; Rosaceae
Product: thylakoid lumenal 16.5 kDa protein, chloroplastic
Exons: 4
Coding region: 16-705 (229 amino acids)
Biological process (GO): photosystem II repair
Source: RefSeq, a predicted model, not a curated record
AACCAAUCAAAGAAAAUGGCCACAGCCAUUCUCUCCACUGCAAAACCCUUCCUCCCUUCCUCUUCUGUUACUCUUCCUUCUUCACUGACAACAACACCGACAUUAAUUCAUGUCCAAAAAACAAGUACAAGGAGAGGAUUGACUUUUUGUCAGGCCCUGAGUGAAGAGCCGCAAUCACCUGCUCCAAUCCUCACCAAAAGAAGCCUGUCCAUCUGCUUUCUCACCAGCUUUGCCUUCUCAUUGGUUGGCAAAGAUUUCAGCAGUUCUAAUGCAGCAAUUCUGGAAGCUGAUGAUGACGAGGAACUGUUGGAGAAGGUUAAGAAGGACAGGAAGAAGAGGCUUGAAAGGCAAGGAGUUCUCAGCUCAUCAAAGAAAGAAACAGGAUAUCUGCAGGAACUGGUGUACAGGCUGAGCAAAGCAGGCCAAGCCAUUGAAAGUAACGAUUUGCCUGCAGCCAGUUCGGUUCUUGGGGGCAGCACUGACACAGAUUGGGUUCAGAAGGCGAAUAUCGCUUUGGAUAAGCUAAGUUCUAGCCCUGAAGAGAAGACUGAGGUGGAUACAUUCAACUCCUCACUAGCUUCAUUGAUAUUAUCUGUAACCCGGAACGAUGCGGAGUCCUCCAAGCUUGCUUUUGUGUCUUCUGCAAGUGCAAUUGAGAAAUGGACGACAUUAACCGGGCUCAUUGACCAGCUUAAGGGACUUUAACCAUACAGAAGACCACUCAUUUGAUCACUUCGUUUCGUUUUUUUCUGAGAGGAAGACUAUUAAUUCCAAUAUUUCUAUCAAUCAGUAUUACAAAAAGGAGUUCAACGGUCUUCAUUGAGUUCCGGCUACCGCAGUUUUCGCUAAAACUACGACUUCCGAUUUCAUUGUUCUUUGUACAUUGAAUUGAAAGAAUGAUACUUUUUUCAUGUA